AUGAAGAUCUGCGUAACGAACAUUUGUCAUGCACAAGCUAGCUCUCCUGUCAAGGAGCUCCCAGAGGAUAAGGACAAGCAAGGUGUUGAGUGGGGCUUGGUGUUUCCCGAUGCCAACGGGGAGUACCAGUCUCCUAUCAACCUAAAUUCCAGAGAAGCUAGGUACGAUCCGUCGCUGCUGGAUGUCCGUCUGUCUCCGAAUUACGUGGUCUGCAGGGACUGUGAAGUCACCAACGAUGGACACACCAUUCAAGUUAUCCUAAAGUCAAAAUCAGUUCUGUCAGGAGGACCAUUGCCUCAGGGACAUGAGUUUGAACUGUAUGAAGUUAGAUUUCACUGGGGGAGAGAAAACCAGCGUGGUUCUGAACACACGGUGAAUUUCAAAGCUUUUCCCAUGGAGCUCCAUCUGAUCCACUGGAAUUCCACACUGUUUGGCAGCAUUGAUGAGGCAGUUGGGAAGCCCCAUGGCAUUGCCAUCAUUGCAUUGUUUGUCCAG
Cricetulus griseus (Chinese hamster) is the source of this 495-nucleotide messenger RNA. Lineage: Eukaryota; Metazoa; Chordata; Mammalia; Rodentia; Cricetidae. The record is from RefSeq and is a predicted model, not a curated record.